Messenger RNA from Prorocentrum cordatum, 239 nucleotides. NCBI's taxonomy places the organism in Eukaryota, Dinophyceae, Prorocentrales, Prorocentraceae. The record is from the annotation of a GenBank genome assembly.
GCGCCCGCCGCCCCCGCGGCUCCCGGGCGCCCCCCGCUCCUCGUCGGCGCGCCCGGCCGUCGGGCCCUACCCGAGGGGCCUCACGGAGUACGUGGGGAUGCGCUGGUACAGGGCCCCGGAGCUGCUGCUGGGGUCCCAGCGAUACAGCGGCGCGGUGGACGUCUGGUCCCUCGGGUGCGUCGCGGGGGAGAUGGCCCUGCAGCGCCCGCUGAUGCCGGGGAUCGACCCGGAGGAUCGGA